Molecule: messenger RNA, 597 nt
Organism: Cladocopium goreaui
Lineage: Eukaryota; Dinophyceae; Suessiales; Symbiodiniaceae
Source: the annotation of a GenBank genome assembly
AUGCAGCUCACGAACAACUUCAUUUCCUGCCGAAAAAAAGAGCGCAAUGAUUGUUUCGGUUCCGCCGGGUUCGUUGAGUUCACCACCGGAGGAGACCCAACCAUUUGCUCCUGCGGUCGACCCGGAUGUGAACAUGAGGAAGACCUUGAGGCACAGCUCAAUGAACUUCAAGACACUGUGUCUCGUCUAGGCCUUGACGGCUCGACUUUGGGUCCAGCGCUGGGCGCACAGACCGAGAAACUGGAGGAGGAGGCGGAGGAGGAGGAGGACGAGGAGGAGGAGGAGGAGGACGAGGAGGAAGAGGAGGAGGAGGAGGAAGAGCUAGCCGAGGUCAUGGCCCUCCGAUAUUUCAAUACCUUUAUUGAUGAGGAACCAGAACAAGUUGAGGCUUCCACUGGGCGCUUGCAUCGUUCAAAGAGCUGGCCACAACGUGUCCUUUAUAGCAAACCCAAGGAGACAGACGUGACUCCGAUGACAUCACAGAGCGGGCCUGUAGAAGCAGCUGGAGAGGCAUCAGAGACAGACGUGACUCCGAUGACAUCACAGAGCGGGCCUGUAGAAGCAGCUGGAGAGGCAUCAGAAGCUCUACAGCUUUAG